AUGGGGUCGCACUCCCACUUCAAUCCCCCCGUGGAGGUUCCCCAGGCAGAGGGGGCCUGGGAGUGGUUCCGUGGCAUGGGCAGCCCCCAGUUCUGGGUGGCGCCUAUGGUUGACCAGUCGGAGCUGGCCUUCCGCAUGCUGUGCCGGCGCUACGGCUGCACCGCCGCCUACACCCCCAUGCUUCACGCCCGCCUGUUCCUGGAGGGGCGCGCGUAUCGUGCGGAGCACUUCACCACCUGCGACGCCGACCGCCCGCUGCUGGCCCAGUUCUGCGCCAACGACCCCGACACCCUGCUCCACGCUGCGCGGCUGGUGGAGGACCAGGUGGACGCCGUGGACCUGAACCUUGGGUGCCCGCAGCGCAUCGCGCGGCGCGGGCGCUAUGGCGCCUUCCUCAUGGACGACCUGCCCCUGGUGGAGUCGCUGGUGCGGGCGCUGGCGGGCGGUCUGACGCGCGCCCGGGUCACGGUCAAGAUCCGACGCUUCGACGAGGUGGGGCGCACGGUGGCCUACGCCGCCGCGCUGGAGCGCGCGGGGGCCAGCCUGGUGGCGGUGCACGCGCGCACGCGGGAGCAGAAGACGGCGGCCGCCGUGCGCGCCGACUGGGCGCACAUCGCCGCGGUCAAGGCCGCGCUGCGCGUGCCCGUGCUGGCCAACGGCAACGUGCGCAGCCUGGCGGACGCGCGGGCCUGCAUGCGCGACACCGGCGCCGACGGCGGCUGCCGCCUCCUGCUGGAGUACCUGGACCUGUGCGACGCCUACCCCGCCCCCUUCCGCAUGGUCAAGGCGCACGCCUUCCGCAUGCUGGGGCCCUGGCUGGCCGAGCACACCGACGUGCGCGACGAGCUCAACCGCGGGCCCGACCUGUGCAAUGAGCGGGUGCGGGAGCUCACCAUGGAGCUGGUGGACAGGAUAGAGGAGUGCGGGCGCGACGCACCCAUCCCCAAGAUCUCCGCCAAGAAACUCGCGGCCAUGGAGGCCGAGGCAGCGCGGGCGGCUGCCAUAGCGGAGCAGGCCAGGGAGGCAGAAGGGCUCGCGGAACUCGGGGUUGUGAGCGCUGCGGCCGAGACCGUCCAUUGA
Messenger RNA from Auxenochlorella protothecoides, 1080 nucleotides. RefSeq names its product TRNA-dihydrouridine(16/17) synthase [NAD(P)(+)]-like protein. The record is from RefSeq and is a predicted model, not a curated record. Bases 1 to 1080 code for a protein of 359 amino acids. NCBI's taxonomy places the organism in Eukaryota, Viridiplantae, Chlorophyta, Trebouxiophyceae, Chlorellales, Chlorellaceae. Gene Ontology annotation, biological process: tRNA processing. Gene Ontology annotation, molecular function: tRNA dihydrouridine synthase activity; flavin adenine dinucleotide binding. The transcript has 3 exons.